Messenger RNA from Ficedula albicollis (Collared flycatcher), 2160 nucleotides. RefSeq names its product growth differentiation factor 5 (gene GDF5). Gene Ontology annotation, biological process: BMP signaling pathway; SMAD protein signal transduction. The coding region runs from base 222 to 1724 and encodes 500 amino acids. Gene Ontology annotation, cellular component: extracellular region. Lineage: Eukaryota; Metazoa; Chordata; Aves; Passeriformes; Muscicapidae. The transcript has 2 exons. Gene Ontology annotation, molecular function: cytokine activity; growth factor activity. The record is from RefSeq and is a predicted model, not a curated record.
AGCUGCUAACUGAAGUCAGGGGAGAUCGUAUCUGAAUACAUGAGCAUUUCCACUAUGGGACUGGAUACAAGUAUUGAACAACAAUAUUUGAAAUGUUUUAAUCUCAAACGAAAACCAUUUUUGCUAACUGUGGUUUUUAAUUUCUUUCAUGUUUUCUUCUGCCAAACUGGAGGAACCUUUUCUGAUUUUUUCUUUAGUGGCAUUCAGAGGAAGACCAGAGGAUGAAAAUCCUGCAUUUUCUCACUUUACUGCUUUGGCAUUUGACUUGGCUGUCUCUGGAUCUAGUUCCUGGAGCGCUGAGUAAUUCUGAAGCAGGACAGGGUAAUCCAGGAUCUAAACUAAGUUUUUUGAAAGCAGAAGGAAAGGAGACGAAUCUCUCAGCACGGGCAGGUACACUGAGGACUGCAAGUCAUGGAUACAGUGCUGGGACCUCAAAGGCCAGGACUAAAAGCAGUACUGUUCAGGCUGGAGCUCUGCUGGCCAAGAACGGUGACUCAAAGAAGGUUCCCUCAAGAGCAGCAGCCACGGAGGGCAAGGUAGGACAUCUCCCCAGCAGACCUUCUUCAGUGAGGACAGUGACUCCAAAGGUUCAAAAUCUUAGCAGCAAGGUGGCUUUGAAAAAAACUGGCACAAGCAGUACUGACAGUGAUUCUUUCAAAACCAAAAAGACUAAAGAGCCUGUAAGCCAGAGGGAAGCUAAGGAACCUUUCAGACAUCCCCCGAUAACGCCACAUGAAUACAUGCUCUCUUUGUACAGGACCCUCUCAGAUGCAGAAAGAAAGGGUGUUAAUGGAAGUGUAAAACUGGAGGCUGGACUUGCCAAUACUAUAACCAGCUUUAUAGACAAAGGACAAGAUGAGCGAACACCAGCUAUAAGAAAACAAAAAUAUAUUUUUGACAUCAGUGCAUUAGAAAAAGAUGGUUUGCUGGGAGCAGAGCUUCGAAUAUUGAGAAAAAAACCUUCUGAUACAUGGAAGUCUCAUUCUUCUGGAAAAACUUCCCAAGUAAAAUUGUUUAGUUGCUCCACAAACAGACAAAGCUCAACACUCUUGGACUCUCGUACUGUCAGUAUCACCGAUACACCCAAGUGGGAAGUGUUUGACAUCUGGAAACUUUUCAGAAGCUUUAAAAACUUGGUUAACUUGUGUUUUGAACUGGAAACUUUUGACAGGGGGAGAGCAGUUGAUCUCAGGAGUGUGGGAUUUAAUAGAACAGGAAGACAGGUCAAUGAAAAGGCUCUCUUCUUGGUGUUUGGAAGGACAAAAAAAAGAGACUUAUUCUUCAAUGAAAUCAAAGCUAGAUCCGGACAAGAUGACAAAACCGUUUAUGAGUACUUAUUCAGCCAGAGGCGGAAGAGAAGAGCUCCUCUAGCAACACGGCAAGGGAAGAGGCCCACCAAGAAUCUGAAGGCAAGGUGCAGCAGAAAAGCCCUCCAUGUGAAUUUUAAGGAUAUGGGAUGGGAUGACUGGAUAAUAGCCCCUCUGGAGUACGAGGCGUAUCACUGCGAAGGGCUCUGUGAAUUCCCCCUCCGGUCCCACCUGGAGCCCACCAACCAUGCAGUUAUCCAGACACUGAUGAACUCCAUGGACCCCGAAUCCACCCCCCCGACCUGCUGUGUGCCCACCCGGCUGAGUCCCAUCAGCAUCCUUUUCAUUGACUCUGCCAACAAUGUGGUCUACAAGCAGUACGAGGACAUGGUGGUGGAGUCGUGUGGUUGUAGGUAGCAGAACGGUUGCUCACGUGAAUAUGUUAGGAAAGGUGACAUGACACAUUGGACAUAACUUCUCCUCAAACAGGGUUAACUAGGUUUCUUACCCCUAGGGUAAGUAUGUUUACAAGGAUAUAGCAAUAAGUCCAGUGUUUCUAUAUGUCUCUCCAUGGACAUAUUUCAGUAGCAUUUGGAUGCUGUCAGACAGCUGGUUUUAAGGCCUUGUGCCACUGUGGCAACACAGGACUUACUCCAGGUGAAGUCCCUGACAGAGAAGAUGAUACCUCUACACCUUGAGAUGUGCUUUUAGCUUCGAGGCAGUGGAUAGAGAUGGUAUCAGCGAACUGUGGAUAUGACCUGUUUGUUCCUUGAACAUUGUUCUUGAGACUGAAUUUCUGUCCAAUUCCCAUGUGCUUUGUCCAUUCAUAAAUGUGACAAAAGAGUCCCAGUGU